This is a messenger RNA of Menidia menidia (Atlantic silverside), 4078 nucleotides long. The record is from the annotation of a GenBank genome assembly. Lineage: Eukaryota; Metazoa; Chordata; Actinopteri; Atheriniformes; Atherinopsidae.
AUGUUUCGAGAGCUCUCAGAGUCCUCGGGCAGCGAGUGUCUGGGCAGCAUGACCCCUGAGACUCAGGACAUCUACCUGAGAAUGGAUCAUCACCGCAGGCGCUCCGGGUACCGGCUGGGCAGGAUCAUCGCCAGGCAGCAGCUGCUCAAGAGGAUUGCUGGAGAAAUUGAAGCAAAAGAGGCGUGUGACUGGCUGCGGGCAGCAGGAUUUCCCCAGUAUGCUCAGCUCUUUGAAGAUUCUCAGUUUCCAAUUGACAUAACCCCCGUGAAAAGAGAUCAUGACUUUCUUGACAAAGACCUUGUGGAACCUCUGUGCAGGCGACUCAACACACUGAACAAGUGUUCAUCCAUGAAACUUGAUGUGAACCUUCCAAAGAAGAAAAGUGAAGACUCUGAUGAAGAAGACCUGUUUGCCAUCAGUGACAAAUGGACCUUCGAGUGGAGUAGCAGGCGCUGGUCCAGGUUACAGGACAUUGAUUGUCUGCUGAGAAACCACAGAGAAAGCCAAACCUCCCGGGACGUGGUGCCUCUGAAAACCACCACCAGCAGUGAGAGCGUUCUGACGGACCUCAGCGAGCCGGAGAUCUCCUCUUUGCACAGCGAGAGCAGCGGAGGCAGCGGCCAUCGGGGCCCCAGCACAGAAGACUCGGACUGCUCCAACCGAACCGGCUCAGAUUCUGCCGCCAUGCCAGACUCCACUUCUCUAACAAUGCCUCACAUCUCCAAAGAAUUUCCUCACUAUGGUUCUCUACCGGAUAAGCAUGGCAAGACAAGCCGCACCCGAGCCAAAGACUUCCUGAAGCGCAUGGAGACGCUGCGGUCGCGUGGAACUCUGGUAAAGAGCCGGAAGACGCUGGUUAUCAGCUCCCCCGUGCUGCAGCAGGAGGCCCAGGCGCUGAGGACGCUGCGCUGUGUCGAGAUCAUAAACGGAGAUAGCGGCGCUCCAGAGCCGCCGUCCAGCAAUGUUGUGCCACCCCAGUUUAGCAGUGAGGGAAGCAGCCAUUCCAGCGGCAGCACGGUCAGCACGCCCAGCCUGAAAGAGCGCAAGCCUCACCGAGCCGACCACAAACGCAGCGGCAUGUAUUUGGAGGACGUGGACAUCUUCUCCGGCACUCAGAUGAAAAGCGUUGCGGAACAAAACCGCAGAAAUGAAUUUUGCUCCUACGAGGACCUUGUGGUCCACAUUCCUAAAGACCAUAAACCAGGAACUUUUCCCAAAGCACUUUCCAUAGAAAGCCUGUCCCCGACAAAUGGAACUUCCAUUAACUGGCUCUCUGAUAGCAUUCACCUGGACUCCCCUCUGAGCUCCUGCAGAAAGGAAUCCAGGCCCGCCACCCAGUGCUGCUCCAGAGGCAGCCGCAUUAGCGUGUAUGAUAACGUUCCAGGGUCGCAUCUGUAUGCCAGCACCGGUGACCUGAUAGACCUGGAAAAAGAGGACCUGUUUCCUCAUCUGGAUGAUAUACUGUUGCAUGUAAACGGUCUACAGCAGAUUGUGGACCACUGGUCAAAAAAUGUGCUACCUGGAGGAGAAGUCGUGGCUGGCCAGAGGGAAAAUACGCACGGUCUGCAGUCCUCUAGUCAGAUCACGCUGGAAUUCGAUGGAAAUUCAGUUGCAGAAAGUCAGACCACACCUAGUAAUGGAGAGAGAGACAAAGUGUCGCUUGUUGAUUCAACAAGGCUCAGGGAAAGGAGGGAUUCGGGAGUUGGUGCCUCACUCACAAGACCUAAUAGGUUGCGAUGGCCCAGCUUUCAGAUUUCCAAUCGGUUAAGUCACUCAGUGGCAUCCCUGCAGAUCACAAACCAGUCAGCGGGACAGCUGAGUUUGCUACAGAAGUUUUCUCUUUUGCGACUUACUGCAAUCAUGGAAAAGUACUCCAUGUCAAACAAGCAUGGCUGGACUUGGUCUGUGCCCAAAUUUAUGAAGCGAAUGAAGGUACCUGACUAUAAGGAUAAGAAUGUGUUUGGAGUGCCACUCAUAGUGCAUGUGCAGCGCUCCGGACAGCCUUUGCCACUCGGCCUGCAACAGGCCCUGCGAUACCUGAGGAGCCAGUGUCUUGACCAGGUUGGCCUGUUUCGUAAAUCAGGGGUGAAGUCUCGAAUUCAGGCUCUGAGGCAGAUGAACGAAAGUUCUCCAGACAAUGUGAACUACGAGGAUCAGUCUGCUUACGAUGUGGCUGACAUGGUGAAGCAGUUUUUCAGGGAUUUACCUGAACCCCUACUCACCAGCAAGCUGGGGGAGACUUUCCUCCACAUUUACCAGUAUGUGCCAAAGGACCAAAGGUUGCAGGCUGUCCAGGCAGCAAUCAUGUUGAUGUCUGAUGAAAACCGGGAGGUGCUGCAGACGCUCCUCUGCUUCCUCAGUGAUGUCACGUCCUCAGUGGAGGAGAAUCAGAUGACACCCAUGAACAUCGCCGUGUGCCUGGCCCCCUCACUCUUCCACCUUAACAUACUGAAGAAGGACAAUCUCUCACCAAAGGCAAUGCAGAAGAAGUAUUCUACAGGCAGACCAGACCAGAAGGAUCUUAAUGAAAACUUGGCAGCAACACAGGGCCUUGCUCAUAUGAUAAUAGAGUGCAAUCGUCUCUUUGAGAUCCCUCAUGAGAUGGUUACUCAGUCACGCAAUUCAUAUGUGGAGGCUGAUUUGCAUGCACCAACUAUUGAUGAACUGUGCAAACAGCUGGAGGACGAUGAUGGAACAUACCAAACACAUAUGGAGGGAAAACUUCAGAAUCUGCUGAAAGAGGCUCGGGAAAAGUCCAAAUACUGGGUGUCAUGCAGCAGCACUGAUAACACAGAGCUUUACUAUAAGAAGGUGGGAGAUGGAAACCCUUUGAGAAGGUGGAGAGUGUCCGUAGAAGUGGAAGCGCCGCCAUCUGUUGUGUUGAACCGAGUGCUGCGAGAGCGCCACCUGUGGGACAUCGACUUGCUUCAGUGGAAAGUGUGUGAGACGCUGGACAAACAGACUGAGGUGUUUCAGUUCGUCCUGAAUCGAAUGCCCCCUCAUCCCAGCAGGGACUUUGUAGUUCUCAGGUCUUGGAGGACAGACUUGCCCAAAGGUGCUUGCUCCCUGGUUUCUGUAUCCAUAGAGCAUGAGGACUGUCCCUCAAUAGGGGGGGUACGAGCUAUAAUCCUAGAAUCCAACUACUUGCUGGAACCUUGUGGUUCAGGAAAGUCCAGACUCACUCAUAUCUGCAGAGUAGACUUGAAGGGAAGAACCUCAGACUGGUACAACAAAGCAUUUGGUCAUCUCUGUGCUGCUGAAGCUGCCCGGAUUCGCAACUCCUUUCAGCCACUCAUCACAGACGGCCCAGAGACCAAAAUCUGACAUCUUCUGCCAAUCGUCUCUUCUGCCUCCAACUCAAGACUGAGCCUUUGAGUCUAUGCUAACAGACAGAGGCCAAAAUAUGUACCAGACCCCAGAACUAAAGCACAGUGUAUUUCGGAUAAAUGCUCUGAAAAAUAAUUUGAUGCCUCAAUGUUCUCGCACAAUGACAAGAGGACAUUUUAUAGGUGCUGAGCAUAUUUCUUCGAUGGGAAACUAAUAAUCCUGCCAAUGUCCUCGAUGUUAUGAUUUUAUUUACCUUAGUGCUAAACUAUUAAGAAUAAUUAUCUUUAAUAAUAAUAUUUCAAUAAUGUAUCAUCUACAAUGUCUAGGACAUUCAAACUCUAAAAUGCUUCUGAGAAGCAGUAUGUGUUAUUCAUAUCAGAUUUAAAGCUAUAAUUAUUAUCUACACUCAAGUGUCUGUACAUAUGUAUGAAUUUAUGCUAAAUGCAAACAGUCUGUAUAUAUUAUAAAUAUGUGAAUGGAUAAAAAAUUCACGUAAAUUUCUUAUAUACUGAUUCAUUAAUUGUGUUUGUCUUCUUGUAAUACACAUGGUACAAGAUUGUAAGCUGGUUUUACUUUGCUUCAGUAUUGACAGUUUUUGGUUUUGGUGUAAACUCAUCAAACUUUGACCUCAAAUGGUUGCAAAGAAUAUGACUUAAGGUUUGAUUUGAUCAUACCUGCUUUAGGGUACUGGAUUCUAUCGUCAGGUACAAGAGACAUUGUUUUGUAAUAAAAUGAUCAAAAUAAUAAAACA